Agrilus planipennis (emerald ash borer) is the source of this 730-nucleotide messenger RNA. Its product is annotated as chymotrypsin BI-like. NCBI's taxonomy places the organism in Eukaryota, Metazoa, Arthropoda, Insecta, Coleoptera, Buprestidae. The transcript is spliced from 6 exons. Bases 1 to 615 code for a protein of 204 amino acids. The record is from RefSeq and is a predicted model, not a curated record. Gene Ontology annotation, biological process: proteolysis. Gene Ontology annotation, molecular function: serine-type endopeptidase activity.
AUGGAAAUGAAGGAAAUUGUCUUAAUUUUUAUUGCGUCUUCCUUAGUUACGGCGCACGUGGCUACGGAUUGGUCUAAAAUUAUUACUACUCAUGAAGCACCUCAUCAGCAUACAUCCUCUGAAGAUAUAAAGAUAGUGGGAGGGCUUGAAGCUGUACCAAACUCUAUACCAUACCAAGCCGCUUUAAUUCUCUUUUACAAAGAAGAAACGAGGCUCUGUGGUGGAUCCCUAAUCACCAGAAGAUACGUAUUAACAGCGGGGCAUUGUUUGGUGGAUGAACUUGUAUCGUUAUAUGUAAUUCUGGGGGCGCAUAAGUAUGGUGAAGAUGAACCUACUCAGCAAAUCAUUUCAACUUCCACAUUCAAAGUGCAUGAACAGUUUGAUGGUGGACCACUAGCGAACGAUAUAGGCAUAGUCCAUCUUCCAACACCGGCCAAUCUCAAUCAGUACGUUCAACUGAUUGCACUUCCCCGCAGAGCUGACGUUUCGAAAAGUUUCGCAGGAUCUGAGGCAGUAGUAAGUGGUUGGGGACGCAAUUCUAGUAAUGAUAACGAUGUUAGUAACGUAUUACGAUAUCUCAAUGUUCCAUUCUGUCAAACGACAUGUGUAACGUAGACAGGGUGUCCAUUAUUUGUACUGGAGGAGCGGGCAGAAAAGGGACUUGCUAUGGAGAUUCCGGCGGACCUCUUGUGACCAGUGGAAAAUUGGUUGAAACCAUUCACUGCCACCC